This is a messenger RNA of Boeremia exigua, 1740 nucleotides long. Its product is annotated as beta-glucan synthesis-associated. Lineage: Eukaryota; Fungi; Ascomycota; Dothideomycetes; Pleosporales; Didymellaceae. Gene Ontology annotation, molecular function: glucosidase activity. Gene Ontology annotation, cellular component: endoplasmic reticulum membrane; plasma membrane. The record is from RefSeq and is a predicted model, not a curated record. Gene Ontology annotation, biological process: fungal-type cell wall organization; (1->6)-beta-D-glucan biosynthetic process. The coding region runs from base 1 to 1740 and encodes 579 amino acids. The transcript has 2 exons.
AUGUCUCGUUCAGCGCCAACGUCCGGUGCCACUACCCCAAUGGCAACGGUCUACCCCACGAACCCCUUCCUAACACCUAAUAUGACACCAACUGCGUCAACCACGAGAAUAAACAUACUAAAUGAGUCAGAGAAGGAUGUUUCACUUAUCGAUGAUCGACUCUCUGCACUAUACGAAGAGAAGGGCAUGUCAACUUGGCCGUUGAUAGGUGAUGAAGCUGAGCCUGAUGAUGAUAUGCAUAUGCCACAACCUGAUGAUGACAUCAGAUUCAAAGCGAAAUUCAAGGAUCACUUCUUACGAGAAAACGUUGCCUCGACCCUGGGACUGUUUAUAAUGAUCGUGGGACUUUCGUUUGUGUUCUUCGGACUUCCGAUCCUUUCAGCUCUGGGUCUCAUCGACUACAACUCGGUUUUUGAGACGCCAUUGGGCCAAAUGUCACAUUAUCCGGAGCCUGAGCCUUGGGCGGUUGUAAACGACAAGCAAUAUCCAUUACUUCAGAACAUGCGCAGAGGCUUGAUUGACCCCGACACACCCAAGUCUGCCAUGGAGAAGAAGGGCCAAUUUGGCGACGAAUACGAGUUAGUCUUCAGCGACGAGUUCAACGACAAUAACCGCACCUUUUACGAAGGAGACGACCCGUAUUUCUUUGCUCCUGACAUCUGGUAUGGUGCUACACAGGACCUGGAAUGGUACGAUCCGGACGCUGUGACUACCUGGGAAGGCACUCUAGAGUUACGACUUGAUAAAUUUCCCAACCACGGUCUGCAAUUCCGGUCUGGAAUGUUGAAUAGCUGGAAUCACCUGUGCUUCAAGGGUGGAAUAUUUGAGGUUUCCGUGUCCUUGCCCGGUCCGGCUGGUGUGCCAGGCAUGUGGCCUGGCGCGUGGACUAUGGGGAACCUUGGGAGGCCUGGCUACCUCGCAACCACAGAUGGCAUGUGGCCAUACACUUACCAAGCGUGUGACGUCGGCAUUACACCUAAUCAAUCUUCCUCGGAUGGUCUCUCUAAUCUCCCGGGUCAACGUCUCAAUUCCUGCACCUGCCCAGGCGAAGAUCACCCUACACCUGGCACUGGUCGCGGCGCGCCAGAAAUUGACAUCAUCGAGGUCGGCGCGACCUACCCGCCUCACAACAUGCCCAUCGCAACGCAGUCCUUCCAAGUUGCUCCUUUCGACAUCCAUUGGUACCCCAACUACAACUUCACCGCCUUCCCUGACUACAGCCUAAGCUGGUAUAACGGCUACACUGGCGGUCCGUAUCAACAAGCUAUCUCUGCUACCACGAACCUCAACAAAGACUGGUUCGAUGGCCAGCAAUAUCAACGAUACUCUUUCGAGUAUGUCCCCGGCGAGGGCAAAGACUCGUAUAUCAGCUGGCAAGUCGGCGAUCAGAUGAUGUUCAUGAUGGAUGGACGCUCUAUCGGGCCCAACGGUAACAUCCAAGCACGCCAGAUUAGUGAGGAGCCCAUGAGUCUGAUCCUCAACCUUGGCAUCAGUAACUCCUGGACUUGGAUCGACUGGGAGCAUAUGAAAUUCCCGGCAGUGAUGAGAGUCGAUUACGUCAGAUGGUAUCAGAAGAAGGACGAGGAGAAACUGGUUACGUGCGAUCCGCCAGGCUUUGAAACGACCGGGUAUAUCAAGAAGCAUAUGAAUGCUUACACGAACCCCAACUUUACCCAUUGGGAUGAGACAGGUCACAAAUGGCCCAAGCAUAAGCUCAAUAGCAACAAUUGUCAGGCGUGA